UUGAGGGGAAAAGCGAGCCAAAUAUUUUUUCAUUUUCAUUCCUUUUUUUCAAAUUUCAACUCCUGAUAUCAUAUAGUAUAAAUAUAUAUUGAAAAACAAACAUAAUUUUCAUUUUCAUUCCUUUUUUUCCUUCCCUGUCUAAAAGACUGAAUUCACAAAAUGACAAUAUUUAGAGUUUUCUUCUUGUCAAAGUCUUAACCAAUCACUUGUUUACAUCGUGCUACUCACGGGAUCUUUUUUCCUCCCUCAUAAAAUUUUGACUUUAAAACACAUUUCUAUGUUCUUGGAUUUUCUUAAUUACCCAGAUUAAAAUUUGGUUAAUUUCCUUCAAGUUUUCCUUUCUUCUUGUUUUCCCGGCAACCAAACAGGGCAUUGGCGGACCUCCCAAAGAUGGAAUCAAAAUCUGAUAUUUUUGGAAAGAAUUUCGGAUUACAAGAAAUGGGUAAUAAAAAAAUGGCGGUUUCUGAUCAUCAAAUGAAUGGUUUUAAGUAUGAAAGUGGUGCUGAUAAAUCUGAUUGUUACAUAGUUGACUUGGAGAAUUUCUCAAAUGGUGUUGACAAUGAGCACUCAAUUCAUUCUACAACUACUCCAAAUUCAAGAAUUACUUUGCAAAGAAGCCUUUCUAGAAAAGUUCCACAGCGUGGCGCAGAGAGGAAGCUUAAUGAUAGAGACACAUUUGCUCCUUCCUCUUCACCUAGAGCUGCUCAAGUUGUAAGCACGCCAGAAAAGUGUCUUUCCCCUACUACACUACCAUUGGCGUCCCAAGAUCACACCAUGAACAACCACCAACAACUUCCGCAGCAUCAAAUCACCAUCAAAACAGGUGGCAUCAAUACUAUAGCAGAUGGUAAAUGGGGAAGGAGGUCUAGUUUCAAGCGCCCUGCACACUCUUGGUUUUCUGACCCGAAAAGAAUCCUCCUGUUCUUCGCCACCCUGUCAAGUAUCGGAACAAUGUUUCUCAUUUACUUCACACUGUCGAUUAGUAAGGCUGAUGAUAAGGAGGGUGUUAUAGACUGGCAGUAACCACCCAACCCAACACAAUAUGAUCACAGAAUCAAUUUAGUCAAGUAUUUUCAGAGGAAUAUAUCUUUUUAGACACCCCAGAAAAGGAGGUUGUAAGAAGCAAAGAGAUUGUACAGGGAAUCGUCAUAGCGGCGAAACAUGGGAGAAGUUUCGCCGCCUUUUUAGUUAAGCGUGGUGUAGGUUCCAGUUAAACAGAUGGGCUGCUGGGAGCUGCAGAGAGUUAUACAGCAAAGAAUAGCACUAUUAAAGUUGAUAUGUUAGUGAAGAAAACAAAAACAAAAGAAAAAGGAAAGAAAUUUGAGGUCUUUUUUUUUUUUUUUUUAUUGUAUAGGUUUGGUUUAUGCUUCUUCCUACAUACAAAAAGAUGAGAUAGAGUCAUAGAGAAUAUUCAGAAAGCUUUUGUAACUUUUGCUUUUUCUGAUUUUAUCAGUUCCAUUAAUCUCCCUUGAGCUUUAA
Molecule: messenger RNA, 1479 nt
Organism: Beta vulgaris subsp. vulgaris (sugar beet)
Lineage: Eukaryota; Viridiplantae; Streptophyta; Magnoliopsida; Caryophyllales; Amaranthaceae
Exons: 5
Coding region: 391-1023 (210 amino acids)
Source: RefSeq, a predicted model, not a curated record